AUGUACUAUAUGCUUUACCUUGCAAGUCUCUGCCGCCGUCGGCACUGGCCCGAACCAACCUACAGUUCCAGCGCCACCAAAUCAGGCUACACAUGCGUGGUACGCGUGCAUAACCGCGAGUAUCAAACCGACAUUUGCUGCGAGUCAGAGACCCUUGCCCGAGAAAGCGCCGCCAUGCGUGCGUACCUUAUCUGUCGCAAUUUCUCCGUCAACGAUGGCAUGUACCCUGCUGGUCAUGACCAUGGGGGCGUGAUUCAGGGAAUUCCAGUCGCCAUUGGCACGGGACGGAAGUCCAGUCGGGAUGAUGAUAUUGAUACUUUGGGAAGUAGCAGUGGGGACAGCUGGCGAGGUGGAAGCAGCCCUGGGAGUGUGAUUCGAAUGGAAUGA
Molecule: messenger RNA, 387 nt
Organism: Penicillium oxalicum
Lineage: Eukaryota; Fungi; Ascomycota; Eurotiomycetes; Eurotiales; Aspergillaceae
Exons: 2
Coding region: 1-387 (128 amino acids)
Source: RefSeq, a predicted model, not a curated record